UUUUAUUUUCUCGCAUAAGUCGUGGGUAUAAUGGCAUCAAAACUAUUGAAACAAUUGAUUUCAGGACUUAACGAAUUUCAUUUCGUACAGGGUAUGCAAGCUCAGACGAACGCCACAGCUAUGGAGCUGCAGCCUCUAACAGCGAAUAGUACGUACCAAAUGUUCGUGGUGGCGAUGAAUCAGCACGGCGCUUCACUACCAUCGAGCAUGAUAAUCUUCAACUACACUGAAGGCGAAGACAAAGAAGUGAACGGGGUACCGUCGCCUCCUCACUCGCUGUCAGUCGCGUCUCACUCCGCCACCUGGCUGACACUGAGCUGGCAGCCACCUCAGUUCUCCUUGCCAGACGAAAAGUUAUCUUACACGUUAUAUUACAAAUCGCCGUCACAAGGGGGACAAGGCAACGUGACUGCUAUCAAAACAACUGUACCGGGUCACAGCCUAGAGAAACUCACGCCAAACACACAGUACGUCAUCUGGGUGAAAGCGCACGCUGAAAAAGGGGACUCACUACCAUCUGAAACUCUACUAGCCUGGACCGACCCCGCCUACCCAGCUUAUGUUGAACCUCCCACGAUUAACCCCGUGAACCUCGUGGUCGAAGGGUCCAGUAUGACCAUUCUGUGCAUAGCCAUGGGCACUCCUACACCCACAAUAUCGCUCUACAUCAGUGGUACGUAAACUUAAAUUUAACUAUCCCACCUUUUCUCUUCUUUAUUUCCGAUGUUAGUACUUAGGUGAAAGAAAAUAUACACAUACAUACAUCUACAAUGUAACAUAUGUUAGAUUCAGUCCUAUUCUAUUAUUUACUCUGGAAUAUUUUCUGAAUAGGUAAAUAAUAUACAUGAAGAAGAAAAGAAGGUAUUUAUUGUAAUAUUUAUCAGAUUUAUAUCAAGCCUAUGAACAAAAUAAAUCUAAUCACUUUGGAAUCCAUUCAAAAACUCUAUUAU
Molecule: messenger RNA, 950 nt
Organism: Diatraea saccharalis (sugarcane borer)
Lineage: Eukaryota; Metazoa; Arthropoda; Insecta; Lepidoptera; Crambidae
Source: the annotation of a GenBank genome assembly